Molecule: messenger RNA, 372 nt
Organism: Balaenoptera ricei (Rice's whale)
Lineage: Eukaryota; Metazoa; Chordata; Mammalia; Artiodactyla; Balaenopteridae
Product: small ubiquitin-related modifier 1-like
Exons: 2
Coding region: 1-372 (123 amino acids)
Biological process (GO): protein sumoylation
Cellular component (GO): nucleus; PML body
Molecular function (GO): ubiquitin-like protein ligase binding; protein tag activity
Source: RefSeq, a predicted model, not a curated record
AUGUCUGACCAGGAGGCAAAACCUUCAACUGAGGACUUGGGGGAUAAGAAGGAAGGAGAGAGCACUAAACUCAAAGUCAUCAGACAGGAUAGCAGUGAGAUUCACUUCAAAGUGAAAAUGAUGACACAUCACAAGAAACUCAAAGAAUCAUACUGUCAAAGACAGGGAGUUCCCAUGAAUUCACUCAGGUUUCUCUUUGAAGGUCAGAGAAUUGCUGAUAAUCACACUCCAAAAGAACUGGGAAUGGAGGAAGAAGAUGUGAAUGAAGUUUAUCAGGAACAAACGGGGGCAUUCAAUGAGUCUAAGGCCUUGUCCACCAAGACUCAUGGUCUGGUGGAACAGACUCGAAUCCUCAUUUUUAACAAGCUCUGA